GAGUUUCGAACGCCUCCAGAAACUUCUCGUCUCCCCACCCCCUGCAGCGCCGCCGCGGUGCGCUGGCGAUUCGCCGCCCACCUCCGUUCGCCGCCCCACCGGGGACUCGGUAGCGGUUUCCGUCCCGCCGACCCACCCCGCGGCGGAUCCCAUGCCGGUCGAGGGGAUGGGGAGCGUGGUCGCCACGGUGAGCGGCUACCACGGCGACGAGCGGCACAGGCUCGUCAAGCUCAUCUCGGAGACCGGCGCCAGCUACGUCGGAACCAUGAGCAAGUCCAUCACCCACCUGGUGUGCUGGAGGCUCGAGGGGAAGAAGUACGACAUCGCGAGGAAGCUCCGGACGCGUGUCGUCAGCCACCGGUGGUUCCUGGAGUGUCUCAGGGAGGGGAGGCGUCUCCCGGAGGGCCCCUACUUGAUGGAAAGUGGUGAAGAAGCAGGGUCAGUCCCAGAGCUCCCUGCUCGUCCCAGUACACGAGGCAACAAAAAUGAAGUCACGGAGGAUAGAGUUUUGAAAGAGUUACCUGAUGGUUUCUGUGAUAUUCCUACGGCCAGCCAUACUAUCAAGAUUGAUGAUUCAGAUUGUGAUAUGGAGCAUCAGACAUGGUUCGAAUCAGCCCUACUAAAAGAAAAUUUUGUUGGUGAUGGGGAUUCCGAGAAGAAUGAUUCAUCAGAUGUUAAGGAAAAAAGAAAACGUUUGAAGCGUGUGAAAAAAUCAACAGAUAAAGAUGUCCUACAUCUGCAGGACAAUGUAUCAAGUGUCAUGACAAGAAAACGUCUUCAUGAGUCAAGUCACACAACAUCAAGGAACACAUCGAAGCAGAAGGGGGAAAGGAAGGAUCUUACAGAAAUUGAUUGUUUUUCUGACAGCUUCGAUGAACCUCAGACUUUGGAUACUCUGUCUAUAGGAGUUCGAAGAAAACAUACCAAGACAAACAUAUUAUCAUCAUCACUUUGUCAAAGUACCCUGGAUUCAAUGUACGAAUAUGGUGAAAGUAGUAGGCAUGAACCAGACAGAAGAAAAGAACUAGAAAAUGUUGACUUAAGGGAGAGUUCAACAAGCUUGCCUCCAUGUGAUUUAUCUGGACAGGAACCAGCUUUCUGUACUCAGGAGCAAAUAGAUAAAUGCAGCCUUGGUGCCAUAGCUGAUGAUGAAAUGCGAGAUGACAAGAAACCCUCAGAAAAAACAUCUAAUUUAGAAAAGCAAGAAGAAUUAUCAUGUGCCAUAUGCUGGACAGAUUUUUCGUCUACAAGGGGCAUCUUACGAUGUGGACACCGAUUCUGUUAUUCAUGCAUUCAAGAAUGGGCAGAUUGUCUGGCUUCCAGGGGGAAAGUCUCAACAUGUCCCCUUUGUAAAGCCAGUUUCACAUGGAUCAGUAAGGUGGACGAGGCAGGCACCUCCGAUCAGAAGAUAUACUCACAGACCAUUCCUUGUGAAGCUUCUACUGAUGUUUUUGUGUUCCGCAAUGAAGGCUAUGGCUUCUCUCGAUCCUGGGUUGGGCUAGGAGCAUGUUACCAGUGCCACAGCCGUGAACCUGAGGAGCUUCUUCUGAGCUGCCAUGUCUGCAGGUCGCAGUGGGUACACUCGUACUGCCUUGAUCCUCCACUGACCCCGUGGACAUGUGUGCAUUGCAGAGAUAUGCGUAUGAUGUAUCACCGCUAUCGCUAGUCUGAAAUUGGAAUACUCGUUCCAUAGUCUGAAGUCUGAACGUUGCCUAUUUACCCAUACAGUAGUCUGUUUUGAGAUUGUAGCGGGAACCUGUAUCUAUAUUUCGUGAGAGUUCUUGCCAUUUUUCACGAAUAGGCCUGGACACAUACUUUAUUAAGAGGAAGAGCGUCUACAUCGAUCCAAAUGGGACUAAUCCUGAGCGGAUUGCAGUUUCGUGGGAGUUCUGGUCUCCUGGACAUAGAACGAAUAAAUUGCAGUGUACCUGUAACAUUGAUCUCUUCAGUGGAUUUGAUAAGAGAUUUGGGAUAUACUGUCAAA
This is a messenger RNA of Setaria italica (foxtail millet), 1984 nucleotides long. RefSeq lists its product as uncharacterized. The transcript is spliced from 7 exons. Gene Ontology annotation, molecular function: metal ion binding. The coding region runs from base 152 to 1666 and encodes 504 amino acids. NCBI's taxonomy places the organism in Eukaryota, Viridiplantae, Streptophyta, Magnoliopsida, Poales, Poaceae. The record is from RefSeq and is a predicted model, not a curated record.